UCAGGUGGCACGCUUCAGGACGUUUUUUUUGCGCAAUAGCGCUCUGACGUCGUACGUUCGUGUUGAGACGGGAAGCUUGUUGGAGUGAGGUGUCAAACCUCAAACCUUACUCAUAAAUUUCCGGAGUUAACAGAUGAGAACAUCAAACUUGGUGGAAAGGCUGCUGUUCAGAUGAGGAGGGCUUGCCUGGUUGAGCCCGUGUGUCGCCCUCAGUUGCCAUGGCAACACGAUAUUUCCCCACAUUCCUGGUCCUCCUCGUCCUGUCCUCGUGCACUCUCUUGCUUCUGACCCUCCUGCCCUCCGUUGCCCCAUCGAUUCCCUUUCGUUCCUCCUCUCCUUCCUCACGUUGGUCGUCACCGUCCUGCGGUCUGGGUCAGUCCUGGGCCGUCCGCCUCCACGCUGGCCCGCAUCAUGGAGCAGAAGAUGGUGAACAAGGCUCUGUGCACCUGGAUGCGAUAGCCAACAGGGUAGCACAGCAGGCUGGGCUGCAGAACCGGGGCCAGAUCGGACAGCUGGAAGGCCACUACUUGCUGUGUUCUGUGGAGCCUGCGACUGGAACUGGUGUUUGGAGCGAGGGUGUCCAUCCGGGGGACGUCUUGGCUGCCCAUCCUCAUGUCCUCUGGCACUCCCAGGAGAGACAGCUUAGCCGCUCUAAGAGAUCGAUGGCCUUCAACGACCCACUGUACCCCAAACAGUGGCACCUGCACAAUGGGGAAAAGGGUAUGGAUAUCAACGUAACAGGCGUGUGGGAGCGCAACAUCACUGGCCGAGGAGUCACAGUGGUGGUGGUAGACGACGGGGUAGAACACACCCAUCAGGACAUCCAGCCCAACUAUAGUCCAGAGGGCAGUUAUGACCUGAAUUCCAACGACCCAGACCCCAUGCCACACCCGGACGUCCGCAGCGACAACCACCACGGGACACGAUGUGCUGGCGAGAUCGCAGCCGUUCCCAACAACAGCUACUGCGCCGUAGGGGUCGCCUACGGCAGCAAGGUGGCAGGUAUCAGAGUUCUGGAUGGCCCCCUGACUGACAGCCUGGAGGCUAUAGCCUUCAACAAGCACUAUCAGGUCAACGACAUCUACAGCUGCAGUUGGGGUCCAGAUGAUGAUGGACACACUGUAGAUGGACCUCAUCCUCUGGGCAAGGUGGCGUUGCAGCAUGGGGUGAUCGCAGGCAGGCAAGGCUUCGGCAGCAUCUUUGUGGUUGCCAGCGGCAACGGAGGUCAAUACAACGACAAUUGCAACUAUGACGGCUACGCCAACUCCAUCUACACUAUCACAAUCGGAGCGGUGGACGAAAACGGCAGGAUGCCCUUUUAUGCUGAGGAGUGUGCGUCCAUGCUGGCUGUGACUUUCAGCAGCGGAGGGGGCAAUUUAAGGAGGAUUGUCACGUCAGACUGGUCCAUGCAGCAGGGGAAUGGCUGUACGGUGGACCACACUGGAACAUCAGCCGCUGCCCCCCUGGCGGCAGGAAUGGUGGCCCUCAUGCUGCAAGUUCGCCCCUGCCUCACCUGGAGGGACGUCCAGCACAUCAUCACCUUCACCGCCACCAAGUGUGACAACAGUGUAGACUGGAGGAUAAACGGAGCCGGUUUCCAUCACAGCCACCAGCACGGUUUCGGCCUGCUUAAUGCAUGGAGACUCGUCAAUGCUGCCAAGGUAUGGGAGUCGGUGCCUUUCCUCGUGUCCUAUCAGAGCGCUGUAAUAAAGGAGGAAGCGCCCAUCCCGACUUAUCCCGACGAGCUGAUCCGCACUUGGAAAGUCUCUGCAGCUGACCUGAAACAGUCUGGAAUGGAAACACUGGAGCAUGUGGCUGUUACCGUGACGAUAACCCACCCUUGCCGUGGCAACGUGGAGAUUGUUUUGGUCUGCCCCAGUGGGAUGACAUCAGUCAUCGGGGCACGCCGUGCCAUCGACAGAGACUCUGCAGGUUACCAGGACUGGACUUUCUCCACUGUGCGCUGCUGGGGAGAAAAAGCUAAAGGCCUGUACACCCUCAAGAUAUCUGACCACAAAGAGCAGUCCGAGCAGUGUGCCGCUGUGGGAAUGUUGAAGCAGUCAUCGUUGACCCUGUACGGUUCCUCUAUGACCUUCAGUGAGGUCAAGGACAGACAAAAGCUCGUGGAGGACGCUAUGAGUGGCAAGUAUCUUGACAGCAAUUUCUCCUUGCCCUGCCCUCCCGGCCUAGACAUCCCUCCAGAGAUCAUCAGCCCUUUCACCUCCAACAACCUCAAGUCCCUGCUGUUGCUGGGCUGCUUUGCUCUCUUCUGGUCUCUCUACUACACACUGGAGGUUGCACUGGCCCACCUGGACCUCCGGGGCUUCCUCUGCCUGCGCAGGAGAUGGGGAGGUCACCGGGGUGCCAGGAGAGGACGCCGUGAGAGAGGAGUGGAGGAGGCGCAGGUGGAUGAGGAGGAUGAGGAGAAAGACGAGCUGGACUCAGGGGUGGAGUUGCACGCGGUGCUGGACUCCGAAGCCAAAGCACCGCUUUUAAAUGGAGAGCGACUGGCAACAUAGCACCGAGCCAGAUGAUGGGGUUUAAAACCUCUCACUGUCUGUGUUCAUGAGGCGUCUCAGGCUUUCACCCUCUCCUCCUCCACCCACCCAACCUCAACCUUAUCUGUGAUGACAGGGGUAGGUCAUAGUGUGGACUGCAGAUAUUCCCCAAACAUGUGGCCUUGUAUGAAAAUCUGUGUUAGUACGAUGACAGCACCAUAGGAGUGUGUAUGGGCUUUCUUUAACACCUGGCCCUUUAACUAAGUGAGCCAAUUAGAGGACAUCAUGCUUGCGUGCGAGUGUGUGUAUACAGGCUUGUCUGUAUACGAUUGUGUACCCAAAGAGGAACUGAACUGACAUAUUGGUGGAAUAUACUUAACGGACAUCUGUGGGGUCCUUAAACCAAGAGAAAAAUGUGAUGUGCACUCCAGGAAUGUAUGAAUUUGCUGUGUGUGUGCGUGCAUGUGAUUGUUCUCCCCUGAGUGGGUGUUAUGACAUGAGUGUGUGUGUGUGUGUGUGGUUGCUAAUAUGCAAGGUCUUCCUUGAGAAUGUGUCCUCAAAUGAGGUUUUAAUAUGGUACUGAUGUUCUUUAAAAACAAGAUAUAUUUUCAGAGGUGUUAUUUGCUGCAUUUUUAUUUUUAAGUCUGGGGUUAAAUCUGUGGGUUAUCCACCAACUACUGAUAAAAACUUGAAGUGGGAUUUUCAAGUGUGGGAUUUGUAUAUGUAUUUUUAUAUUAUAUGUAAUAUAUAUAUAUACACAAUGUGUGCCUGCUGUACAGAUACAUACCAACUGUGUUUUAAGGAUUUCUAUAAAGUGUUUUUAAAAAUGUAUUAAAGAGUUCUAAUUUUUUAUUGGGAAACUGUGUUUUGCUGUGCAAGUCACAGAUGAUCUGAAUGAUAAUAAAAGUCUUGACGAAUUGUCUUCA
Larimichthys crocea (large yellow croaker) is the source of this 3424-nucleotide messenger RNA. RefSeq names its product proprotein convertase subtilisin/kexin type 7 (gene pcsk7). Gene Ontology annotation, cellular component: trans-Golgi network; Golgi membrane. NCBI's taxonomy places the organism in Eukaryota, Metazoa, Chordata, Actinopteri, Sciaenidae. The transcript is spliced from 17 exons. Gene Ontology annotation, molecular function: serine-type endopeptidase activity. Gene Ontology annotation, biological process: protein processing. The coding region runs from base 219 to 2519 and encodes 766 amino acids. The record is from RefSeq and is a predicted model, not a curated record.